AUGACCUGUCAUCAGUCUGGAAUCAGAUCGCGCACCAAAGGGGGGGCACGGUCUCGGAAAGGAUGUCCCGAGUGUCGAAGUCGGAAGAUCAAGUGCGAUGAACAGACGCCGCAAUGUGGGCAGUGCCUUAAAACUGGUCGCGUCUGUCGGAUUGUUGAUAGCUUGUUCAAACCGCAUUCCUAUACCUUUCUAGCGCAGACGUCGCCGGAACCGAAAUCGCGGGAUGCUCGUGCUGUUCGUGCUGAAGACAAGGAUGUUGACGAAGGGUUGACCCGGAAGACUAAUCCGCUGAAUGGUGAUCACCAAAUUAAUAUAAAAUACGCUGUGGCACCGAAGGCCGUGGACAGCAAACCGAGUGAGGCGCGCACACAUCCACUAUAUCAGGAUGACCGUGCCCUAACUGCAGAAACGAUGACCAUCCCGCCUCUACCUAAGCGUGUCCAGACGGAGAGAGUGUCACUAGCGAGCAUGAGCAAGCGUCCUGAGGAUGCGACAACCCAGGCUGGAGAGACUUACCACGACCGCUGCGAAACCGCUUUCUUUCUUCGCCACUUUUGCGAAGGUCCUGGACAAUGGAUGGAUCUUUGUACUGAUCAGUCUUACUUUAGCCAGAACGUCGUCGCAAUAUCUGACAAGAGCCCACUAGUACGCUACGCGGCCUGCGCCUUGGCUGCAAAGCAACUUGGUCAAACUAGGCACCCGGAAUCACACAUCCGACAGACCAAUGUCCAAAGGUCGAUGAUGAAAGCGCUGAUUGACUCGAAACUUGGAUUUACCUGGUACGGGGCCAAAUAUUAUGAGAAGGCAAUCCAGCUACUGGCACAACAGCUUUCUAGCAGGGACAGGGGGACGUACUCGAGAUUGCCAGGUCAUGUAUACGGCGUGGGGACAACCAACGGCCAGCCCGCAUGCGGAAACGAUGAAGAGAUGUAUGCGGAAACAAUAUCGCUGACAGUUGACCUAGUCGUUACGCAACGUAAGACUCGAGUAGAUCCCGACGACAUUGUCCUUUGGUGCAAAAUGGGCCUUCCGGUUGAUGCAUACGGCAACCUUCUGCCCGAAACUCGACAUGACGGUCUAUUUGAAACCAUUCUUUUCAAGGCUCUGAUAAGGUUAAUGUGCCGCCUGGUCAAUUUAGAUUUUGGCAAUGCCACAAAGUGGACUUUGAUCAGUGAGGAAUAUGAUCGUUGGCAGGGUGCUGUGCCGUCAUCGUUCUACAUUCCUAUUACCUGGACUCCUAAUGGGCCUAACCCUGGAGAUAGUAUAGACCCUUGCUCGAGGGGGAAUAUAUCGAGGGAGACAUGGUUCGCGAAUGACAUUUGUGCUAUGACUGUGGCUUUCUAUCAUAUGUCGCGGAUCAUUCUUCUUGCCAACCGCCCAAACAGUAUAGCCGUUCGGCCACAUGGUAUCGAGAAUGGAUUAAUAGCGACAUGUAAUGCGCUUCAACAGGAGCUAAGAAAGCAUGCACUAGAGAUCAUGGCCAUAGUGCAAGCAAUGCCGAGCGAAAGAGUUCAAAAGUACAUGCUACAACCGCUUUAUGUCGCCGGUCGCCACUUAACAGAUCCUCAAGAACGAAGUGACAUACUUCAGAUGCUACGAAACAUGGGAGACGAUUUUGGGCUUUUCACCGACUACCGUAUCCGGGACCUUUGCGAUGAAUGGGGAAUGGAGUGCAACGGUAUCGACCGGAGAGAUGGCUAUGGAAUUUUGACCUGA
Aspergillus nidulans FGSC A4 is the source of this 1716-nucleotide messenger RNA. Its product is annotated as Zn(II)2Cys6 transcription factor domain-containing protein. Gene Ontology annotation, cellular component: nucleus. Gene Ontology annotation, biological process: regulation of DNA-templated transcription; DNA-templated transcription. Gene Ontology annotation, molecular function: DNA binding; DNA-binding transcription factor activity, RNA polymerase II-specific; zinc ion binding. Lineage: Eukaryota; Fungi; Ascomycota; Eurotiomycetes; Eurotiales; Aspergillaceae. The record is from RefSeq and is a predicted model, not a curated record. The transcript is spliced from 4 exons. Bases 1 to 1716 code for a protein of 571 amino acids.